This is a messenger RNA of Amphiprion ocellaris (clown anemonefish), 920 nucleotides long. RefSeq names its product glutaredoxin (thioltransferase) (gene glrx). The coding region runs from base 70 to 390 and encodes 106 amino acids. The record is from RefSeq and is a predicted model, not a curated record. Lineage: Eukaryota; Metazoa; Chordata; Actinopteri; Pomacentridae. The transcript has 3 exons.
UUUCUUCUUCUCUUCCUUUUAAACAGUAGUUUCUAUUAACGACUCAUCGCUUCACCGGUAAAAAUCGAAAUGGCUCAGGAGUUCGUGAAGGCUCAUGUCAAAGGCGACAAAGUGGUGCUGUUCAUGAAGCCCACAUGUUCGUACUGUAUCACGGCCAGAGAUGUGAUGUCCAAGUACAAGUUCAAGCCGGGACACCUGGAGCUGAUCGAUAUCACUGAGCGGAGCGACAUGGGUAGUCUGCAGGACUACUUCCUGGAGCUAACCGGAGCCCGCACGGUCCCUCGUGUGUUCAUCGGUGAGGAGUGUAUUGGAGGUGGAAGUGAUGUAGCGGCCCUGCAUAAGAGCGGUAAACUGGAGGGCAUGCUGCAGUCUAUUGGAGCCCUGCAGUGAUCCGCUUCAGAUCUCCAGAAUUUCGGCAUCCAGAUGUGGUCACAUGACUGUACAGCGGGACUUUCGUAGUUUGCGCCGUCGCUGCUGGUACUCGCUAAGCUCCUGCAGGUACCCUCUGGAUGGCCAGCGUAGCCUCUCCACCUGCUCACGCUCCUCAUCUGGAACACAUAAACACAAUCAUAUACAACUGUAAUCCACUACAAUCGCAACUAUCAGAGAUUUUGCUAAAAAAAAAAACAAAACAAAAAAAAACGUUACAGCAAAAUUUACCGUGCUUGGCAAACCCACUCAGAUAUACAUACUGUAUCAACUCCUCGGUUUGCUGCCAUGAACACUGGCAGCAAGGCUGAAAUAUCUGACAUAAUUUCAUUUCUACCAACAAGCAACUGAAGACCAAUGGUAAUCAGUUGUGUGCUUUCUCCUCUUUCUGGCCUUUGACUUUGCUUGUGCCCUUCAUUAUCCGUCCAGUGACCUUAAAUGAGUUGUGUGUGUGAAUAAUACUGACAAUAAAAUGUGCUACUGCUAUGCAA